ACUAUAUCUAAUUAAAGUUCCCAAUUUUUAUCGGUUCGCGAAUUGAUCGAGUGACAGCCCUAAAAGCUUCAUCUGCCACUUGAACGAUCGAAAGGUACGACGGCGCGCCGGUAUCAGGAAGGAAUGUACAGUGGGUGACUUGAACAGUUCCUGUCCCAUUCGCUCCCAACCGGCUUUGCCUAAGCUAAAUUUGUACGCCGUCUCAUUCAUACACACCAACAUUUUCAAUACUUACCUGCGUAAAAUGAUAUACAUCUGUUGCGGUAUCAACCUCUCGCUCGCACCUACGGCCCUAAAUGCAUUGUUGAUAUACGCGUCUCGCUCGGACGUCUCAUGAACAGGGGGUAGACGGUGUUGGUGCACGUUUGUGUUGGUGUUCGUUUAUUUAGUGAACUUGGAAGCUCGCUUUCGUGUUUGUGCAUAGGGUGUCGGGUAUGAUUGUGUGCGUGAGUUGUAGAGGCGCGACAUAGCUUUGCCGUCUCCAUGACUUAAAAGUUUUGUACGGAAUGAGACCUGCGAGCUAGUUCUGCGCCGGCCGGCACGCUUGAUGCACGCGUGUGGGACGCUCGCGUCCAACUUCUUCGUGAAUCUACGAGUUUUAAAACUUGUUUUAGAAAACAUUUUAACUUGAAAGUUAUUGAACUGUAUUUUAUUUAGUGACGAUUAACAUUAAGUUGAUGAAUAAAGUGGUUAUUUCUUGUAGUAAAUAGUGUGUUGUUUAUUUUUUUCUGUGAAACUGCAACGUGUUUGGUUCAACGGACUACGGAGGAGACGAAACGGAAAAAUGUCGUGGAUUUGAGGCGUUGACUUUUUAAAACUUUUGGUGGUUAGUGUUUGUGAUUAGAAAAACUAUGUUUGAGGUGAAUAUUCGGACUAUGGAUGCCUUAGCUGUGGUCGUGAGAUGGUCCAUUCUCAUGCUGAUCGGCGUGAGUUGGCACGUUAAUUCUCAGACAGUGCAACAGACAACUGAAGUGGACAAUUCUUAUAAUUUUUACUAUGAGCAACCUUGCUGUUCUGGAACUGUUACGAAGAGCAAAUAUCAUAUGCGACACAGGCGAGAUCAUGUACGCGAAUUCUCCUGUGGCACACUUUACUAUCGAACCUUCUUCGUGGAUUCCAAACGAGAUGCUCUUUACGUGGGAGCCAUGGAUCGACUGUAUCGGCUGAAUAUGAAUAACAUCAGCGCAUCACACUGUGAAAGAGAUUCCAUAAAUCUGGAACCCAGCAACGUUGCGCAAUGCGUAUCCAAAGGAAAAUCAGAGCACUUUGAUUGCCGAAACCAUGUUCGUGUGAUUCAACCAAUGGGCGAUGGCUCCCGACUCUACGUGUGCGGGACCAACGCACACAGUCCGAAAGAUUGGGUCUUAUACUCCAACUUGACGCACCUGCCGCGUCACGAGUACGUGCCGGGCAUCGGCAUGGGUGUCGCCAAGUGCCCAUAUGACCCAGCCGACAACUCCACAGCCCUGUGGGUGGAAAGGGGCAAUCCUGGCAGCCUACCUGCCUUAUACUCUGGCACUAAUGCAGAGUUCACCAAGGCGGACACCGUCAUCUUCAGAACGGAUCUCCAUAACUUGACGACGGGCAGGCGUGAAUUUGCCUUCAAGAGAACUCUAAAAUACGAUUCCAAGUGGCUCGACAAAAGCAUCUACAAAGUACCUGGAGACGACAGUCGGUUCUAUGGCGUCUUCACGACUGCCUCCACCGGUCUCAUGGGAUCAGCCAUCUGCACCUUUACAAUCGGAGAUAUUCAGAAAGCAUUCGAAGGAAAAUUCAAAGAACAAGCAUCUUCCAGCUCUGCGUGGCUUCCAGUUAUCAGCAGUAAGGUUCCUGAACCAAGACCUGGAACAUGUGUUAAUGAUACCGCUUCUUUGCCUGACACCGUGCUCAAUUUUAUAAGAUCGCACCCACUAAUGGACAGCGCAGUCUCCCACGAGAACGAAAAGCCGAUAUACUACAAACGAGAUCUCUUUUUCACAAGACUAGUAGUCGAUAAAGUUAAAGUUGACAUGAUGGGACAUCCGCUGGAGUACACCGUCUACUACGCUGGCACAAAUGAAGGGAAAAUUCACAAAAUCGUGCAAUGGAACCGGAAUGGUGACAGCCAAUCAGCGUUGCUUGAUAUCUUUGACGUCACUCCAGGAGAACCUAUUCAGGCAAUGGCAAUAUCUCGCAUGCACGGAUCCCUCUAUGCUGCAUCGGAUAGGCGAGUACUACAACUGCGAUUGGCAUUAUGCGCGCGACGCUACGACGCAUGCGUCAGAUGCGCACGCGAUCCAUACUGCGGUUGGGAUCGUGAUGCCGGUGUCUGCAGGGAGUAUAUGCCUGGACUUAUACAGGAUGUAGCCAACGAAACCGCAGAUAUCUGCGACUCUUCUAUUGCUCGUAAGAGCGUAUCAGCGACUUGGGGCCAGAGUCUUCAUCUCGGCAGCUUCGUCAAAAUGCCAGAAGUGUUGCAGCCGAGAGCCGUCACGUGGUACCACUACUCUAGAGAAAAGGGAAGACAUCCAAUCACAUUCAAUAAGCCUGAAAAGUACAUUGAGACGUCGGAGCAUGGUUUGCUGAUUAUUUCGGUGAACGAAGCUGAUGCAGGAAGAUACGAUUGCUGGUUGGGAGGAUCUUUACUAUGCUCCUACAAUAUCACUGUUGAUACUCAUAGGUGUUCUCCCCCAGAAAAGAGCAAUGAGUACCAGAAAAUUUAUUCGAAUUGGUGUCAUGAAUUCGAAAAAUAUAAAACCGCAAUGAAAACUUGGGAACGAAAGCAAGAGCAAUGCUCAAGACAAAAUGACUCGAAUCAGAACACACAUCCAAACGAAAUCGUGUGAUAGCUUCUGAACAUCGCCUAUCUCAUGUUUCAGUCUGUUAAUUAUUAUGCAGGAGCUAUACCGAUACCUUACGUCUCGGCUGGCCUGAAGUACUUCAAUAUAUUCUCGUGAGGAAAUCCGUCAAUAUCAUCCGCUCCAUUACGAUCUCAUAGUGUCUCCAUAGUUGUGUACGUCGAGCUCAAGACUUAGUGCAUUCGACCGUACGUGACUCCCUAUAGCUUUUGUAAAGACGUAUCGAAAGUGUAGUGAAACUGACUAAAUUAUUGCAAUAGUGCAUCGUUCCAAACACUCGGCGGGAACAUGAAUAGGUGAUUAUUGGACACUCGAAAUUUUUACGAACAUUUUUAUUAAUGAAAAUUUAAAGGAACGAAUAUAAAGAGCGUUGUGCGUUGCAUUGUUGGUAAAUGGAAUGUAAAAUAUUUAGUAAUCGAAAUUAUAAGUACGCUUUGUUCGUUGGCUAAGUGAUAGAACAAUUGUUAGAAUUAUGGGAUGGUAAUACUUUGAAUGUUUGUAGAUUUUAUUUAAAUUCUGUUUAGAUUUUAAUUUUGUAUCAAUUAUUGUAUUUUGAAUCCUGUAUGUUUAUUUAAAUGUGAAGUAAACGAAUAAUUAUUCUUGAUGUUAAAACUUUUGUAAAUUGAUCAAUAAUGAUUAUUUGUUGUAAGCUACCGACUCGAAUACAAAGAUAUGUAUUGCCGUGUGUUGGUAUACCGCGGUCGUAAUUUGAAAUCUCCGAGGGUUGUGGGAGGGUUCGCCUCAUUAUUUUUCCCCUGUUUGUGUAAAUAGUUACCUAAUUUCGUUUGACUGUAUCUAUUAUAAGUGUACGUAUAGUAUGCACGUCCCUAAUGGUAAUGAGUAUAAUUUAAGCCUGUGAUAUAUAAGAAACUCGUUUAGGAAAAAUAUUUUUAAGUAUUGAUCGUGGACUUACUAAGACUAAAAUUGUCACUGAUUAAUAUAGCUGCAACAUUUAUUUUUUGUAAAAACACAAAUAGAUCUAUAGUAUGUGUUUACUAAACAUAUUUUAAUUAGCCGUGUCUUACAAAGUUGUGAAACUAUGUACUCUGAUACCUACUUGUAUAUCUGCACAACCUAAUAUCUCAUUUAUGAUCACAGCAAUAUAUUAGAAAGUAAUACAUCGACUCCUAAAGCUCUCAUAAAACUGACUAAAUACUCUUUUAAACUAAAAUAAAUAUUUAAUUUUAAAAACAAAAGAGUAACGAUACUUUUACGUUUAAAAAAUAAAUAAUUCUGAAAUGUUUAAACCAAUCUGUAUAGAAAUAAUUGAAAUGACAAAAAUACAACAGUUUUAUGAGAGUUUAAAAAUGUAAUUUAAACUUUAUAGGUAAAUAUAUAGAACACAAAGUAGAACAUUUAAGACAUUUUAGAAAAGUAUCUCUGAAUAUUUUUGUACAAAACUUCUGUAUAACCCAUUUUAGCUCACUUUUCAAGUAUCGACUAGUACCUAAUCAAUUUAUUCGAUUCCAUAUCAUACAAUUGUACCUAAGAGCUUGUACAUAUAUUCAUUAUCGCACCAAAAUAUUUACAUUCGCAGCGGUCAAAUAUAAAAAGUAUCAAAAUUAUAUACUGUACUCUAUAUAUUUUUUCUAAACAUUUUUUCGAGUAACGCCAUUUAAUAUCCGCUGCCAGAAUUUU
Molecule: messenger RNA, 4475 nt
Organism: Spodoptera littoralis (African cotton leafworm)
Lineage: Eukaryota; Metazoa; Arthropoda; Insecta; Lepidoptera; Noctuidae
Source: the annotation of a GenBank genome assembly